Molecule: messenger RNA, 2380 nt
Organism: Thamnophis sirtalis
Lineage: Eukaryota; Metazoa; Chordata; Lepidosauria; Squamata; Natricidae
Source: RefSeq, a predicted model, not a curated record
AGGAGUUUCUCCGCAAGUUGACCAGGAGAAGCUUUGGACACCCUCCUCCGAUCUAUCUCGCUGCGUGUCUGGUCAAGUUGACGCCCGUUGGAUUCUUAACUAAAACCAGCACUUUGUGACUCCGGACUUCAAUAAGAGUUGAUGCCACUCUGCUUGUCUCUAAAGAAUUGGGUCAGUUUGACGGGUUUUCUGAAGAAAUAACUGCAGGAGGACAAAAGUGGACUGGAAAUAAAGUAAUCAGAAAUUUGUCAGAAGCCCAGAGCGUCCAAAAAGAUUCUGGAAUGAGUCUGGAAAAAGAUUCAGCUCUUCUCUGGACCACAUCAGCGGACGGGCAGGUAAAGCUGCGAAGGGACCCCACCUGCUCACAAGCGCCAAUAACAAUUCACCAGAUGUUCCUAGAAUCUCUAGAGAAAUACAAGUCCCUCAACGCAUUAGCCAGCAAAAAGGAGGGGAAAUGGGAAAAAAUUACUUUUUCGGAGUACUACCGCCUCUCUCGGAAAGCAGCCAAGAGCUUCCUGAAGCUCGGCCUUGAACGAUUCCACAGUGUUGCGAUUCUGGGUUUUAAUUCUACAGAGUGGUUCAUUUUGGCUGUAGGAGCUGUAUUUGCUGGUGGCAUUGUGUCUGGGAUCUACACCACCAGUUCUCCAGAGGCUUGUCAUUAUGUUGCUGAUGACUCCAGAGCUAAUAUUGUGGUGGUGGAAAACCAGAAGCAGUUGGACAAGAUAAUGCAGAUCUGGGAUCGUUUACCAUACUUGAAAGCUGUCGUGAUGUAUAAAGAUCGUGUGUCUGAGAAACAUCCCAAUUUGUAUAUGAUGGAUGAAUUCAUGGAGUUGGGAAACGAAAUUUCGGAUGGACGACUUGACGCCAUCAUCAACUCCCAAGAGGCAAACCAAUGUUGUGUCCUGAUAUACACCUCUGGAACAACAGGGAAGCCCAAAGGAGUCAUGCUGAGCCACGACAAUAUUACCUGGACCUCUGCCCACGCCAGUCAAGCAGGAGACAUGCAACCAGCCGAAAUCCAGCAGGAGAAGAUUGUCAGUUACCUGCCGUUGAGCCACAUUGCUGGUCAGAUGUAUGACCUCUGGACUGGGAUCAAGUGGGGCGAAGAGGUUUAUUUCGCACAACCGGAUGCCUUGAAGGGAAGCUUGGUUGAGGUCCUCAGAGAAGCUCUGCCCACUUCCCAAAUGGGAGUGCCCCGCGUGUGGGAGAAGAUGAUGGAGAAGAUCAAGGAGGUUUCUUCUCAGACCAGCUUGUUGAAGAGGAAGAUGCUGUCUUGGGCCAUGUCGGCCACUUUGGAACAAAACCUGAGCUGCUCAAAUAGGGACUCCAAGCCCUUCUGGAUGGGGCUGGUGGACUCUCUUAUCCUGGCGAAGAUCCGCUGGGCCCUGGGCCUUUCCCAGUGCCAGAAGCAUUUCUCCGGAGCUGCCCCUCUCCCCGUGGAAGUCUCCCACUUCUUCCUUGGCCUGAACAUCCCUAUUUACGAAGGGUACGGGAUGAGCGAAACUUCCGGUCCUUUUUGCAUCUCUGGGCCACACAUGUAUCGACUUCACAGCUGUGGCAAGGUUGUGCCAGGCUGCCACGUUAAGAUAGUCAACCAAGACGAGGAUGGCAACGGGGAGAUUUGCUUUUGGGGACGGAACGUCUUCAUGGGCUAUUUGAACAUGGAGGAGAAGACCAGGGAAGUGAUUGACCAGGAUGGCUGGUUGCACUCAGGAGAUCUUGGAAAGAUGGACCAGGAUGGAUUCGUUUACGUCACCGGAAGAAUUAAAGGUGGUGCCUUCUUUGCCGCGUGUUUUGAAGCCCUCCAGAUGUUUGGAGAUCACAGCUUCCAUACUUCUUCCCCACCGGCCAGAGUGGUUGGAGCUUUCAGCCUCAAACAUCUGGAGAUCGCCUUGCCCUAGUUCACUUCCUUUCAGCUGCCCAGGCUGUUAAAUACUCAGGUGCUUCGACCCCAGUGGUUCUCAACCUUCCUUAUGCCGCGACCCUUCAAUACAGUUCCUCAUCUUGUGGUGAACCCCCAACCAUAAAAUUAUUUUCGUUGCUACCUCAUAACUGUAAUUUUGCAAUUUUCCGAUGGUCUUAGGCGACCCCUGUGAAAGGGUCGUUCGACCCCCCAAAAGGAUCCCGACCCACAGGUUAAGAACCGCUGUUCUACCCAGUACUUCAGAACCAAAUUAAUUUUUUAUAAAGCUUUCUUUUUUCAUUUCAGACAUAUUCACAAAUUUACAUUCUUGUAAAUACUAUUGACAUAUAUCUAUUAAAUAUUGAUGUUCGUCACACUCUUCUUACAAAUAUAAAAAGCACAGUUGAGGUCACUUUCUUGCCAUCCCAUAUCUCCAUCUUGUUUUGCAACAGCCCUACUCCUUCUGCUUUCUCAACC